Osmerus eperlanus (European smelt) is the source of this 4222-nucleotide messenger RNA. RefSeq names its product ras and Rab interactor 2-like. NCBI's taxonomy places the organism in Eukaryota, Metazoa, Chordata, Actinopteri, Osmeriformes, Osmeridae. The record is from RefSeq and is a predicted model, not a curated record. Gene Ontology annotation, molecular function: guanyl-nucleotide exchange factor activity; small GTPase binding. Gene Ontology annotation, biological process: signal transduction; vesicle-mediated transport. Gene Ontology annotation, cellular component: cytosol; endocytic vesicle.
GAACCAGAGCUUUUCAUUCUGGAAAAUGAAUUUGAUGGGAGGACAUGGGAAAGGAGAGGACAGUGACCGGAAUGAACCAGAGAAGAGAGAGAGAGUUAAUGAUGUCAGUGACAUCAGGAGAGAGAGAGAGAGACAGAGAGACAGAGAGACAGAGAGAGACAGAGAGAGACAGAGAGACAGAGAGAGACAGACAGAGAGAGAGAGAGAGAGAGAGAGAGAGACAGAGAGAGAGACAGAGAGAGACAGAGAGAGGAAAGAAAAGAAAAGAAAAGAGUGGGAUGCACACAUAAAGAGGAUGAUUCUAGUUGCGGUCCAAGUUGGUAUUUUCUUUUGCAUCACCUCAGCUGCAGUGUCUGUCUGUGACUUGGACACACAGAACUGAGAGUGUGUGUGUGUGUGUCCUCAGGCCUCCAGCAGUGUUGGCUCCAGAUGUAAACACAGAAACUACAUAUCAGCAUGGCCUCCAGGACCCCACCCAGCACCACAUCCAGGACCCCACCCAGCACCACAUCCAGGACCCCACCCAGCCACAUGGACCGCUCUGGGAGCUACUUCAAGCUGAUCGAUACGUUUGCGUUGGAGAUAGGAGAGCUCACGCAGGAGAUGGUGCAGACUUCUCCAUUGGCAGACCCACAUCAAGACCCCUUGGUCUUACAGGGGCUGGAGGGGGAGGUGAGCGGCGUGUACGUCCAGUCUCCCGCCUGCGUGGCGGCGGGGGGUGAAAGGGAUUCUGGGUACGACUCCCUGCGCCGGCGCAUGAGCGUGCUGGACAGGCUGACCCAGACGCACCCCGUGUGGCUACUGCUCGCGUUCAGCGAGGAGGAGGCGGCCCGUGUGCUGCUGCAGCAGCCGCCAGGGGUGUUUGUGGUGAGAAAGAGCUUGACACUCCAGAGGAAGGUCCUGUCUGUCAGGAUGAGCCGGGACACAGCCGGACCCCCCCUCACCCACUACCCCAUCAGAGACAGCCAGUACACGUUCUCUCUGGAGCAGUCGGGCAUCAGCUUCGCCGACCUGUUUCGUCUGGUGGCUUUCUACUGUAUCAGCAGAGAUGUCCUCCCCUUCACACUACAACUCCCAGAAGCCAUUGCGUUUGCCAAAACCCAGAAGGACCUGGAGGAGGUGGCCCAGUUAGGUGCAGGUUUCUGGGACUCUGCCCUGGGCAGCCAGCGCCGCUCUUCCUCCCCUCCCCCCCCCCGCCCUCUGAGCCGGACUCUCAGCCCCCAGAGAGGCCAGAGAGACGGGCGGGAGGCACCCAGACCGAGCGGCCCCCGUCACGACAGUGCCCCCCCUACCCUCCGCUCCCGCCCUCUUCCCCCCUCCUCGCCCUCCCGCCGGGAGAGGAGCCAGCCCGGCGGGGCGCUGUGCUUCGUCAACCCCCUCUUCCUCCAGACGCACCGCCGCCCGGACCCGCCUCCCCCGUCGCCCUCGCUGCCCGGCGGCGGGCGAGCCGGGGACGCCCCGACCGCGCGAGUGAAGGCGAAGUCCCGCACCCCUCCCCCGCGCCCUCCGCCCCCGCGCCUGUUCCUCCGCCGGCCCCCUCCCCCCCCCGUCCAUAGGACCGGGAGCAUGCCCGGGACCGCUGUCGCCGUCCCCCUCGCCAGACAGCCCCUCCCUGCCAGCAGCGACCGCCCCCCCCGCCAGAAGGGCCCGAUGGGCGCCAAGCACGGCGGCGUGCCGGCGAACAAAACGAGCGCGCCCAUCCCGGUCCCCCAGAACGCCCCUCCGCCUCGGCCCAAGAAGCCCGACAUCGACGCCCACCGCUGCCACAUCGCCCUCGACGACGACACAAUCGCCGAGGCGCUGUCCCGCGCCAAGCUGCCUCCGUGCCAGGCUCCGCCUCCCUUGCCCUGCCCCGCCCCCCCGGGGCCGGGGGAAGGCGCCGGGAGCCCCCCGGACAAGCCCCGGCCGGGACGCCAGGGCCUCAGCGACGAGAGCAUGUCCACCUCCUCCUCCGACUCCCUUGACUUCAGCCGGUCGCCCCGUUUCUCCCUGGGCCUGCCCCCUAGCCCCGCCCACCGCCGGCCCCGCGCCCCCCGGCGGGAAGACAGCAGCGAGGACGAGGAGGAGGACGAGGAGGAGGAGGAGGACUACGGGGUGGGUCUGGAGGACAACGACCUGGGGAGGGACAUGCGCCCGCCCUUCAAGGCCAGGAGGAGAGGCGUGGGGGCGGGGCUCAGCGGCGGCUCCUUCAUCCUCCCCCGGGCGCUCAAGGGACACUUCCGGAAGGUGAGCGGCGUGUUCAGCUCGCUGAUGACGCCGGAGAGGCGCGCCGUGAAGCGGAUAGCCGAGCUGUCCAGGGAUAAGAGCUCGUACUUCGGCUGCUUGGUCCAGGAUUACAUCAGCUUCGUCCUGGAGAACCGGGGCUGCCACACGUCGGGUCUGGACCUGCUGCAGACCCUCAGACAGUUCCUCACCCAGAUGAAGGCCUACCUGAGGCAGAGCUCCGAACUGGACCCCCCCAUCGAGUCCCUCAUACCCGAGGACCAGAUUGACCAGGUCCUAGAGAAGGCCAUGCACAAGUGUGUGUUGAAGCCUCUGAAGACGGUGGUGGAGGUGGCCCUCCAUGACUUCCAGGUGAGCAGUGGAGCCUGGCAGCAGCUCAGAGAGAACCUGGCCCUGGCCAAGGCUCGGCAGCCCGAGGACCUGGGCGUGGAGGGGGCCGUCCCUCCCGACCCGGUGGCCGUGGAGAAGAUCCGCCACAAGUUCCUGAACCUGCGGAAGAUGUACUCCCCCGAGAAGAAGGUGCUGCUGCUGCUGAGGGUCUGCAAGCUCAUCUACACCAUCAUGCAGGACAACUCAGGUAGGAUGUACGGGGCGGAUCACUUCCUGCCCAUGCUGACCUAUGUGCUGGCUCAGUGUGACAUGCCCCAGCUGGACACCGAGAUCCUCUACAUGAUGGAGCUUCUGGAUCCUUCUCUCCUGCACGGAGAGGGGGGCUACUACCUGACCAGUGCGUACGGAGCCAUGGCGCUCAUAAAGAACUUCCAGGAGGAGCAGGCGGCCCGCGUGCUCAGCUCAGAGGCCAGGGACACGCUGCACCAGUGGCACCGCCGCCGUACGGCCCAGCGCACAGCGCCCUCUGUAGACGACUUCCAGAACUACCUACGCGUGGCCUUGCAGGAAGUAGAUUCGGGCUGCACCGCCAAGACCCUGCAGGUUCACCCUUACUCCACCACAGAAGAAGUCUGCUCUCUUUGCGCCUACAAGUUCAAAGUCCCCGACCCCGAAAACCACGCCCUGUUUCUGGUCACCGAGGAAACGAGCCAGCAGCUGGCGCCAGACACUCACCCUCAGCGAAUCAAAGCGGAGGUCCAUAGCCGCCCCCAUGUGCAGACGUUUCACUUUGUCUACCGGAGGGUCCCCAACCUGAAUCUCUGUAUCCCUGCAAGCCAGAACAACGGAAACUGCUUAUAGAACCGAGUGGUGGGGAAUAAUUGUACCGUACCGUAUUCUUUAGAUGUUUAUGAGGGACUGCAGACAUUUGUAGUCGUAGGCCCGCUGUUUUGUCAUUUCCUAACAUUUUAAUUGAGUCAUGUUUUUUGUCCAGACUUUUAGAUUUUUGAGACUGUAUGACAGCUGGAGAGGAAUGAAACAGACUGAAGCCCAGUGGCUCAUUUGUUGGUGGUUUUGUGGUGAGCUGUGAUACUACACAUUGGCAAGUGCAGUGUAAAAAAAAAGCCUUAAAGAGGAAGUUUGUAAGGAAGUGUUGCUUUUAGCUCUUUUUUGAGAUGCGAAUGUCAAGUGUUUUGCUCAGUUCAGAACGUCUAACGAGGAUAUUGUGCCUUUCACUCUGGAAGUGGAAGUACCUGGAAGUUGUGACAUCAUAUCCUGCUUGUUCACCUCCACGGUACUUUGGCAGCAAGAGGACGCUCGAACAUUUGAACUGUGGCUCGAGAUAAAUCGGAGCAUUGUGAUCGCACUGUUGACUUGUUCACAACUGCUGAUAAGAUGUAUGGAUAUGUGGACUUUGAAGAAGAGGAAAUUGAACAUCCCAUAAAAAAACAAUAAGCAAAUGAUGAUUUGAACUGUAAAAAAAAAAGUAGGAAAUAUGAGGAAGUGCCUUUGGUGUAAAUCACUUUCCCCUUUAUAAACUUGUAUAUCACUAUAGAAAAACUAUCUGUAUACUGUAUACGUAAAUGCUGUUAUAUUGUUUUUUGCUGCAAUUGCUGGUCAACUGUAGAAAAUAUAGUGUAAAAAAUAUAUAAAUAUGGAUGGAACACCA